Messenger RNA from Solanum lycopersicum (tomato), 770 nucleotides. Its product is annotated as dirigent protein 22. The record is from RefSeq and is a predicted model, not a curated record. NCBI's taxonomy places the organism in Eukaryota, Viridiplantae, Streptophyta, Magnoliopsida, Solanales, Solanaceae.
UUUACUCACCAUACAUUAAUUUUGAAGAAAUAAAAAACAUGGCAAAGCUAAACACAAUUAUAUUGUAUUGCUCUAUUGCUAUUGUCAUAUUAUCAUCAAUUCCGUUAGCUCAUUGUAACAUUGCACAAGGUCCUAAAGCAGUUGAAAAUUGGUUCCAAAAAGUUUCCCAUUCAAAACCAAAAAUAACCAAACUUCAUUUCUAUUUUCACGAUAUAGUUGCUGGUAAAAAUCCAACGUCAAUACCAAUUGCCCAGGCUAAUUCUACGUCUCAUUCGCCUACGGCGUUUGGGACGCUAGCAAUAUUAGACGAUCGAUUAACAACGGGACCAGAAAAUAAUUCAACGACUAUUGGUCGAGCUCAAGGAAUUGUAGGUGCAGCUUCUCUUGAAGAAUUUAGUUUGUUGAUGAGUUUGAAUUUUGUGUUUACUCAUGGGAAAUAUAAUGGUAGUACACUUAGUCUACUUGGACGUAACACUGUUUUGAAUGAAUAUCGUGAGAUGCCUAUUGUUGGUGGUUCUGGUGUUUUCAGGCUAGCUCGUGGUGUUGCAACCGCAAAAACACAUACUUUAAGUAAGAAUGGUGAUGCUAUUGUUGAAUAUAAUGUCGUAGUUUUACAUUAUUGAGUUAAGAUUAUAUUUUGCUAAUUUUAUUUUGAUUCGUCUUUUUUUUUCUUCUCAUAUGUACCUUCUUUUUUUCGUUUUCACAUUCUAAUGUUCCUGUAAUUUGAUAGCAAUGUUGAGUUUUCGUGAUCAUGCGACAAAUUUCUACUU